AUGGAUUCCGGAUGGUCGUGGUCUCCUAGCCGGCCCUUGGCCAACAUCAGCAAUAACAGGCUGAAUGCACUUAACGGCUCGGGAUUGAAGCUGGACUUCAAUCGAGGACCUCAGGCUCUCCAGUCUGGCAAGGAGAACACAGUCCCCGCCAACAAGGGCAACAAAAGCACUAACAAAAGCUCCACUGCAACCACGGCUUCCAAGAAACGCAAGUCUGACGCCGUAGAAGAACUCAAACAGAAUCUCUUCCCUGAUGACGCUCCUGAGAUCGACGAUGAUGACCCGCGGCUCCGGAUGGCCGACGAGACUUGCAACGCCAUCCGCAGGAAGAUCCGCACCUGGAUCGAGUCUGGCGCCCAGAAGGUCGGAGAGUUCCAGAACACUAUCCAAGUGAGCCCUCGCAGCUAUCAGAGUUUCAUGAACCGAACCAAAACCUGGGACGGAGAGUACAACGACACCUAUAUCAAGGCGCUCGCAUUCUUCAAAAAGAGGGAAUUGCAAGGUCUACCAUUGAAGGCUAACGGGAAGACCGCGAAGAAGUCUAAGAAGAGCGCGAGCCCUGAUGAGGUCAAUAGACUUCUUGAUGUCAGCAUGAUAUCGCUGCCCGGUGAAGAUGCUGGCAAGGUCCCGGUCUACGACACCUGCGACGAAGUCCGCAAGAAGAUUCGCGCUUUUCUCAAGCAUGAUGGCCUCACCCAGGCUGCCUUCGUUCGAGAGAUUUCCAAGAGCUUCCCCGAUGAGCGCAAGGUGUCACCUCGGAACCUACAGUCUUUCUUGGGGUUGAAGGGCCCGCUCUCGGGUAACACAAACAAGACUUUCUACGCGGCCUAUGUCUUCUUCGAGAAACUCCGCAUCAAGCAGGGCAAGCCGAAGAGUGAUUUUAGAGAGAAGAUGGAAGAGGUGCAUGGCUGGAGAGGUGUGAAUGUGGAAUACUCUUCGUCAAGGCCGAUUUUUUGCCGAGCAGACGCGCGGCCGUGCCAAGACGAGUAUGGAAGAAUAGUCUGCCUAUGA
Molecule: messenger RNA, 1011 nt
Organism: Phaeoacremonium minimum UCRPA7
Lineage: Eukaryota; Fungi; Ascomycota; Sordariomycetes; Togniniales; Togniniaceae
Exons: 2
Coding region: 1-1011 (336 amino acids)
Source: RefSeq, a predicted model, not a curated record